Messenger RNA from Rhinolophus ferrumequinum (greater horseshoe bat), 648 nucleotides. RefSeq names its product keratin-associated protein 10-12-like. Gene Ontology annotation, cellular component: keratin filament. The record is from RefSeq and is a predicted model, not a curated record. NCBI's taxonomy places the organism in Eukaryota, Metazoa, Chordata, Mammalia, Chiroptera, Rhinolophidae. Bases 1 to 648 code for a protein of 215 amino acids. The transcript has a single exon.
AUGGCCGCGUCCACCCUGUCCGUCUGCUCCAGCGACCUGAGCUACGGCGGCCGCGUCUGCUUGCCCGGUUCCUGUGACUCUUGCACUGACUCCUCCUGGCAGGUGGACGACUGCCCAGAGAGCUGCUGCCAGCCCUCCUGCUGUGUCCCCAGCUGCUGCCAGCCCUCCUGCUGUGUCCCCAGCUGCUGCCAGCCCUCUUGCUGUGUCCCCAGCUGCUGCCAGCCCUCCUGCUUUGUUCCCAGCUGUCGCCAGCCCUCCUGCUGCACCUGCUCCCCCAGCCAGCAGUCUUGCUGUGUGUCCAUCUGUUGCACACCUGUCUGCUGCAAGCCUGUGUGUUGCACACCCAUCUGCUGUAAGCCCGCCUGUUGCACACCCAUCUGCUGCAGGCCCCUCUGUUGCACACCCGUCUGCUCUGGGGCCGCCCCCUGCCCCUCGUCCUGCUGCAGACCCUCCUCCUGCGUGUCCCUCAUCUGCCGCCCCGUGUGCAGGCCCGCCAGCUGCGUGCCCAUCUCCUCCUGCUGUGCCCCCGCCUCCUCCUGCCAGCCCAGCUGCUGCCGCCCCACCUCCUGCAUGUCUGUCAUCUGCCGCCCCCUGUGCUCCCGCCCGACCUGCUGCAUCCCCGCCUCGGCCCAGAAGUCCUGCUGCUGA